This is a messenger RNA of Haplochromis burtoni (Burton's mouthbrooder), 3538 nucleotides long. RefSeq names its product tripartite motif containing 35-12 (gene trim35-12). The transcript is spliced from 6 exons. Lineage: Eukaryota; Metazoa; Chordata; Actinopteri; Cichliformes; Cichlidae. Gene Ontology annotation, biological process: protein ubiquitination. The record is from RefSeq and is a predicted model, not a curated record. Bases 1217 to 2785 code for a protein of 522 amino acids. Gene Ontology annotation, molecular function: protein binding; ubiquitin-protein transferase activity; zinc ion binding.
ACCGUGCCCGAGAGCACUUUCUGUGUUUGUGUUUCUUCUCACUCCUGUGUCUUCUUGAAAUAUAAAUGACGUUUAACUAGACAGUGAACUAGGUGUCAGCAGGUAAUAAGAUCUCUCUGGGUCAACAUGAUAGUGCUGGUCAAGCUCAGCGAGGUCACUCACAGGCCUCAAUGGAGGGAGGUGACAAACUGAAGAGCCGCCGAUGUUCCUGCCACUUUAUAAAGGGGCUUUUUCAGCAUUUCUUUAAUAGGAUUUUCAGAUGAGUUACUGCAGUUCAAACAUUGCAGACAGGCCAAGUCUCACUAAAAAGUGCAAAGAAAGUCUAUGAAACCAAACGUCAAAUAUAAUUGCAAUUAACAAUGAAUAUUUUGUUAAACGUGACACUAAAUUUGAAGCAUGAAGAUGAGACAAUGACAGUACAAAUGAGGAAAAAAACAUUGUAUUUAAUGAAAUGAGUAACAAUAAGAGUGUGUGUGUGCGCGCUGCACAUGCAAGGAUGUGCUCUGUAACUAUGAAUGUCAGACAUGGAGAUGAAUGAGGCUCUAUUCAGUCUAGAAAAUGAUAUUACUGAGAGGAGAUAUAGAUGGAGAGAUGUCAUAAAUAACUAAAUAAGAAUGACUAAUAAUAACAAAGAUAAUGAUAAUAAGGACAGUAAUAGUAAAUACGGGUAAACACAUAAAUAAAAGGAACAGAGAAAUAGGGUUAUGCAUAAUAAUUGAGUAAAAACUAUAUCUGUAAUUGGCUUGGAUUUGGCCUUCCUCGCCACAUCACCUGCUCCAGAGGGUCCCAAGAAUGACAAUAAUAGCAAAAUUACUUGUUUUGCCAUUAUUAUACUUCAAGCUUAUUUUUAUUCAAGGUUUGUGAGUACACAAUGUCUUUGUUCUAGUUUGAACAACAGACCUUUUACCAGGUAAGUGUUACCUUACCUGGUAAAAGCUUAAAGUUUAACUUUGGUUCACUAUUACGACCUUUUUUCUACAUAGAAGAAUUUUCAAUAGGCUGGACUGUGUCCAGUUUCCUAAGCUUCCCUGAGGCUAACAAAUGAGGGGUGGUGACAUGUCCUGUAUUUACUACAAGCGAGGUAAACAAGUUCUUCAAGUCCCUGUUGCUCUAUAACCUUGGUUGCUCAUAAACUGUGUCCAGACUGCUCUCUGGACUCCCUGCAGGGUACUUACAGACAGCAGCUCCCCCUCCCACACACCCUACAUCAAGAACCAUGGCGUUGCGCCCACGCGCUUCCUCCCAGCCUUUAAAGCUUACCUUCUUUCAGAGUUCUAAGCUAAAUUCGUUCCUGCGACCUCGAGCUGUUUCGUCACAGUCAGGCUCCAUGCUGGAAGAUGAGCUCUCCUGUCCUAUAUGCUGUGAAAUCUUCAAGGACCCGGUAGUGCUCAAGUGCAGCCACAGUUUCUGUCGGGCCUGUCUUCAGCAGUUCUGGAACAAGAAGAAGGCCAGGCGUGAAUGUCCUGUCUGCAGGAGGAAGUGCUCGCUGACUGAGCCCACAGUCAGCUUGGCUCUGAAGAAUGUGGCCGAAACCUUCCUGAAGGAGCACGGGUGCAGGGGAGCCACAGCGGGAACUGGGGCUGGUGAUACAGGGAAACAAGCAGUGACAGUAGAUUUUAAGUGCAGUACACAUGAGGAAGUUCUCAAACUCUUCUGUCUGGAUGAUUUUGAAGUCCUGUGCUGUGUGUGUCACACCUCCAAGAAGCACCUCGGACAUCGAGUGUGUCCCAUAGAAGAAGGUGCUCAGGAUCUUAAGGCAGAGCUGAAAAAUGAGCUGAUUCCUCUGAAGAAAAACCUGCGUUGCCUCUAUGAAGCCAAGCAGGAGUGUGAUGACACAACUGUGCACAUCAAGAACCAGACUCAGGCCACAGAAAAGCAGAUAAAAGAGGAGUUUGAGGAGCUGCGGGAGUUUCUCCGGAGGGAGGAGGAGGAACGGCUGGCCACUCUGCAGAAAGACGAUAAGGAGAAGAAAGAGCUAGUGAAGAAGAAGUCUGACAGCAUCGCCAGAGAUAUCCUCACCUUCUCCCAUGCUGUCAUUGCCAUUGAGAACGAGAUUGCAUCCAAUGAUGUUAAUUUCCUUCAGAAUUAUACAAACACAAAGAAAAGAGCACAGAUCCCACCCAAGAAUCCAGAAAAAGUCUCAAGUGCUCUUAUAAAUGUGGCCAAGCAUGUCAGUUCCCUCAAGUACCAUGUGUGGGAGAAAAUGGUGGAUCUGGUUCAGUACACACCCAUCACCUUGGAUCCUAACACUGCCUACUCCUGGUUAUCCCUCACCUCGGAUUUGACCAGUGUGGCCAACAGCGGAUCCCUGCAGCAACUCCCGGACAAUCCUGAACGGUUUGGUCAUUUUGUGUUUGUUCUGGGCUCAGAGGGUUUUACAUCAGGCCGUCACGCCUGGGAGGUAGAGGUGGGCGACAAAGUGGAGUGGAUGCUCGGGGUGGUCAAAGAGUCCAUUGACAGGAAGGGCCGCAUCUCGGGCUGUCCCGAGGGCGGCUUUUGGAUGGUCUCAUACUUUGAGGGGGAGUACUCAGCCAUGACGAGGCCCAGCACCCCGCUGCAUCUGGAGGGGAAGCUAACUCGAGUAAGGGUGCAGCUGGACUACGACUCUGGAGAGGUCAUCUUCUCCAACCCUGUCAAUAUGACACCCAUCUACACUUUCAAUGACUUCUUCACUCAGAAGUUGUACCCCUUCUUCUGCCCUGGUGCUAACAUCAACGGAAACAACCCCAAACCUCUUAAAAUCUGCCCCGCCAAGGUGGCUGUGUGGAACAGCGCGACGUGGUGAUUAGUGAGGACCUUAGAAAGGACAUCAGUAGAAUUGAAAUUCAUUAUAUGACCCAAGUGUGAAUCAAAUGAUUAAGCAAAUUAUGUCAGUGCAUGAUUGUUGGUAAAAUGAGCACGACACAAGCUGAGUGAUGACAGCAGUAAUUGGUUUAUUUCACUUGGGUUCAUUUAGUGAUUGACUGCAGGUUACGAAGCCAAAAGAGGCUCUUUAGAGUGAACAAGGGGACGCAGUUGCAAUAAUUAUGCAGCAAGGCUCCAUUAUACUUCUCAGCCAGGCAGGCUGUCACACUAAGCAUCUCCUGCCUACUGUCAUGAACAUCAAUAUCCCCCUAGUGGUUCCUCACACUGGAACACAAUUAUUUUCACUUCUAGUUCAAAAAAACACAAACAACCUCAUGCGAGUGUCACAGAUGAUUUGAGUUCUGCUUUUUCCUGCCCGGGUCAAAUGUGACACAGAUCUGUCAUUCACUGCCGGUAUAAUCAUUAGAACACACACUUUCACUCAUCUGACCUGGACUUUUUUCAUUCGUGAUCAUUCUGAAUUUAAUGGCUUUGCAACAACUGUUUUAUAAAAUAUUAUACAGUUUUAGUUUAUCUAAGUGUGUCUUUAAGUCUUUAAGUUUUGUACAGUGACUCCUGCAACAGCUUGUUUUCCAUGCAAUGAUGACGCAUACACGCAACCAUUGUUUGUAUAAAUGCUGAACAUAAUUGCUUGGUAAUUGUCCUUAAUUAAUAAAAUGAUCAUAUUCUGAGA